GGUCAGCCCAAAGGCUUCGAGAUCACCAAUAGCAGUCUCUCGAACUGGAUCGCUUCGCCCAUAGAGCCGGAUCUUUCGCCAUGGGCCCCUUCUCCCGUGUGCCGUUGUUCGCCACGUUCGCUUCCAACGCAGCCGUGCUUGAAUGGUCGCUGGCGCUUUCUCUCGGGUUUAGCCUGUGCUUUGCCAAUACCCCUCAGGCCCUUAUCGGGGACUACCUCGCAGAUGUGAUCGACAAGAAUCCUGUGACGCACAUGCAUCUGACCCCGAAUGUGCUGGGCACUCUGCCGGCGUCGAGAAGAUUGCAGAGCCUGGAGUGCAUCAGUGUGGGCAGAGAGAUGGUCCCCGACAAUCUGAUUGAGCGUUGGAGAAAGCGGGUGACCCUGCAGAACGCCUAUGGGCCGACUGAAGCAACGGUUGUCAUGGCUCACCGACCUCAGCCCAGUUCCCUGGGUGACAUUUUGCCCUCCACGGCUAACAUCGGCAAACCGCAUUCGCCCACGGAGGUGUUUGUGUGCAACCUUCUUUCGACCGACCGCUGGCUGUCAACGAAAUCGGAGAGGUCUCUCCGGCUGGCUUGCAACUGGCCUGAGGGUGUGCACCCAUUCGAGCUACCGCAAUCGGCCCGAGCUGAAGCGGAUGCUUGGGCUCCGGGGAAUGCGUACUGUUUGCCACGGCUGUCGUUGAACACGAGCGACAAGAUGGAUCACAAGGUGAUCAAGCUGCGCAUGGAGGAGCUGAUCAGGGACGCCAAGUUUCCUCUGGGCCAACGACACCCUUCAGCACGAGCUCAGACGAAGACGAUCUUAGCCAAUGAGCCAGUGUCGCAUCAGGAAUUGACCAACAUCUGGGUCGAUCUCCUCGCGCUGAAGUCAGCGCCUUCUAGGCAGAGUAGUUUCUUCGAUUUGGGUGGUAUCAGCUUACUGGCGCAAACACUCAUCGAGAGGCUGUGCUUUGACGACUUUAUCCCGUGCGUUCAAAGUCGUGCUCCGGCCAAGAUCACAGCCCCGAGAGUGAAGCCCCCUCGGAUGUCCCGACGGUCCUCAACCAAGUCAUUUGCCCCAGGCAGCGAUGUCGACACUGUUUCAGGCGUAACGAACAUCUGGGAGUCAGUCUUGCAACUGGAUCGAGUGCAAGUGAACGCGAGCUUCUUCGAUGCGGGAGGAAACAGUCUGUUGAUGACAACUUCGCACAAGUCCAUGGUCCAGUCUUGGCCAGGUUGCGGGGUGCAGCUCAACGACCUGUUCCAAAACGCGACCAUCCAGAGCCAAGCUGGGUUCAUCAGGGUGCCGUCGCCAGCACAUAGCGCCGCACCGUCAUUGAAGGCGCGAAAGAACAGGGCGAGUGCCACUGGCAAGAAGGAGCGAGUUGCGAGGAAGGAGUCUGCCGGCCCUAGUGGUGAAAUUCCCAACCAAAUUCCUUGA
Molecule: messenger RNA, 1421 nt
Organism: Mycena citricolor
Lineage: Eukaryota; Fungi; Basidiomycota; Agaricomycetes; Agaricales; Mycenaceae
Source: the annotation of a GenBank genome assembly